ACACCCUUCUGGUUCUUUACAUCUUCCAGACUUAUCCUGCCCUUCCUGUUAUCUUCCUUCAACAAAUCUAAACACUUUCCUCAGACCCUUUCACCAACAUCAUAAACAAAAUAAGCCAGAACCAUCAACGUUUCGCAUAUUACAAUUACUCUUGCUUCCAACUUCCAAGUUUCAAGUUUUAACAUAACAAGAAGCCGAGAGCAACUGCUAUUAUGGGUGUGGAUUAUUAUAAGAUAUUGCAGGUUGACAAGAAUGCUACGGAUGAUGAUUUGAAGAAGGCUUAUAGAAAGCUUGCCAUGAAAUGGCAUCCCGAUAAGAACCCAAAUAACAAAAAGGAAGCCGAAGCUAAAUUCAAGCAGAUCUCUGAAGCCUAUGAGGUUCUAAGUGAUUCUCAGAAAAGAGCAGUGUAUGAUCAACAUGGGGAAGAAGGUCUAAAAGGGCAAAUGCCACCACCAGGGGAAGGAGGCCCUGGUGGCGGGGCCACCUUCUUCCAAACGGGGGAUGGUCCAACAAUGUUCAGAUUUAAUCCCAGAAAUGCCAAUGACAUUUUUGCAGAGUUUUUUGGGUUUUCCAGCCCAUUUGGAGGAAUGGGAGGAGGUGGCUGUGGCCAUGGAAUGUCGAGUUUUGGUCGAGUGUUUGGAGAUGAUUUCUUCACUCCUUACAGCGAGGGUCGACCUACCAUGAAUCAGACUCUUCGAAAGGCUCCGCCAAUAGAGAAUAAACUGCCUUGUAGCCUUGAGGAGCUUUAUAAGGGGACUACCAAAAAGAUGAAGAUAUCUAGAGAAAUUGCUGAUGCAAGCGGGAAGACAAUGCCAGUAGAGGAGAUUCUAACUAUUGACAUAAAGCCUGGCUGGAAAAAGGGUACGAAAAUUACCUUCCCUGAGAAAGGAAACGAGCAACCAUAUUUAACUCCAGCAGAUCUUGUAUUCAUUAUUGAUGAAAAACCUCAUAGCACGUUUACCCGGGAAGGCAAUGAUCUGGUAGUCACACAAAGGAUAUCUCUUGCAGAAGCACUGACGGGCUACACAGUUCGUCUCACAGCCUUGGAUGGAAGGAACCUUACCAUUCCAAUCACCAUUGUCAUUCAUCCCACCUAUGAAGAGGUGGUUCCAAACGAAGGUAUGCCCCUGCCCAAAGAACCCUCAAGGAAGGGCAACCUGAGAAUUAAGUUCAACAUCAAAUUUCCGGCCAGGUUAACUGCUGACCAGAAAACCGGUAUCAAGAAACUUCUGGCUCCGUAAACUUGGACUGAAGUGAAAAAUGCUCAAUGUGGUAGCAAGAUAUUGUGAAUAUGGUUUUUGAGAUUGCUGUGAUGUAUUGUUAGCUUGUGUUGUAUGGUUUAACCAAUACAUUGAUUGGGAAAAAUAAUAAUGCCUUAGUUGAUUUUA
Mangifera indica (mango) is the source of this 1388-nucleotide messenger RNA. Its product is annotated as dnaJ protein homolog 1-like. Bases 213 to 1241 code for a protein of 342 amino acids. The transcript is spliced from 3 exons. Gene Ontology annotation, molecular function: protein-folding chaperone binding. The record is from RefSeq and is a predicted model, not a curated record. Gene Ontology annotation, cellular component: cytosol. Lineage: Eukaryota; Viridiplantae; Streptophyta; Magnoliopsida; Sapindales; Anacardiaceae.